AUGCCUGAACUAUCUCGCAGUAUUGUGUCUCUCAUAGACGAAGAGGUCGUUGACUCUACUCCAGUAUCAGAGAUUGCGCGCCCUCGUGUACGACGUCAAGACUCUUGCGCAAGCACCCGAAGCAAACGUGAUCACAAUAUCAACUCCGACGACUCUGAGAAGAUGAUUGUUCCCAUUGUUAAGAACAAGGGUCCUCUGUCAGCCUCACGAUGCUCCUGUCGCCAAGGAUCGAAAUUGCCUGCAAAGUCCAUCACAGCUUCAGAGGGCUCAUCGCAACCUUCGUCCCAAAGUCCCUCGCGCACUACUGUCGUGCAUGGCUUUUGGCCUUCCCAGAUUCCUCCCCCUCAAACUAUUCCUGGUGCUGCUCCAUCCUCAGACGAGAUUCAGGAGCGUCAGUCAUCGCCUGUGUCUAGUGAACAGGGCCAGAGCCUCAGAAACAACAAGCCUGUGUUCCAGAUCGGCAGCUUGUCUAAAGGCUACGGCUCCCUUCAGAGCGCCGCGGCUUCACGACACCCCAGCUCACGUCUAUCUGAGAGCAAGAAGCAUGUCUCGUUCAGCAACAAUGCUAUGACACCAAUAAUGGAUUACGAGGCUGCUGUAGACUCUGAUACCGACGACUACAACGGCGAGAGCGCCAUUGAUGAUAAUGACGACUCUCCGGAUUAG
Molecule: messenger RNA, 666 nt
Organism: Fusarium mangiferae
Lineage: Eukaryota; Fungi; Ascomycota; Sordariomycetes; Hypocreales; Nectriaceae
Exons: 2
Coding region: 1-666 (221 amino acids)
Source: RefSeq, a predicted model, not a curated record